CGCGUAUUCAUAUAAUUCGUUCAUUUAAGUUGUCAUCGUAUAAAUUCGAUGAUCAUUAUCAUGCCCGUAAAAAUUAUAAAAUGCAGCAUUUUAACAUCAAUUUUAUUGGAAAACAAUAAGUUUUAAUAAAUGUAAAAUUUGUUUAAAAUAGUUUAUAUACUCAGCUUUGUAAAAAUGAAUAAAAACACGAAAGAAAUGUCAGCGGCAGAAAGAAAAUUUAAGGCGGUACAAGAGAAAAUGCAACAAUCUGCGAAAAAAUAUACACAAGAUUAUGAAUCUUCUUCGGAAGAAGAAGAGUUAGAAUCAAACAAGAUUUUGGAUAAAAUUUUGGAAAAAUAUAUCGGAUUCGAUUCAACUAAUAAUUUGGGUAGGACUCAACAAUUUCUUGAAGAAUCAUUAGUUUCUGGAACACAAACUUGUUUAAUAUGCAUUGGUAGCGUGAAAAGAGUUGAUGCGAUUUGGAGCUGCAUUGAAUGUUAUUCAUUUUUCCAUUUGCUAUGCAUUCAACGAUGGUCAAAAGACAGCAUCGUUUCCCAAAAACGAAUUCAAGAAGAUCAGAAUAAUGGAAACGUGAGCAGAAAUGAAAAAUACUAUUGGUGUUGUCCAAAAUGUCGACAUGAAUAUACACAAACCGAAAUACCUACUGAUUACAAAUGUUUUUGCUCAAAAAAAGUUAACCCAACGUAUCAAUUAUGGCAACCACCUCACUCAUGCGGUGAAAUAUGUGGAAAGUUUUUAGUUCCAAAUUGUAAUCACAAAUGUUUGUUGCUUUGUCAUCCAGGUCCUUGUCCACCUUGUCCCCAAACAACGAAUACGUAUUGCCAUUGUGGUAAAGAACAAUGUUUUCGACGCUGUAGCAACAAACUUUGGAGUUGUGGAUCAAAAUGUGGAGCGGUUUUAAGUUGUGGGAGACAUAAUUGUACUAAAAAGUGUCAUGAUGGACCAUGCCCACCAUGUCCCAAACAAAGCCAACAGAAAUGUGAAUGUCAACGUCAGAUCCAACUUCGUGAAUGUGCUUCUCCAAAAUGGCAAUGCGAAGAAGUAUGCAAUAAAAUUCUGGAUUGCAAGAAACAUAAAUGUGAAGUGAAAUGUCAUGCUGGUUCUUGUGAGCCAUGUCCUCUAACUAAACCACGAGUAUGUUCUUGUGGAAAACAACAAUAUAUUCUACCAUGUACUGAAGAAACACCAACGUGUGGAGAUACUUGUGGAAAACUUUUGGAGUGUGGUCAACACCAAUGUUUGCAACGAUGUCAUCGGGAUAAAUGUGGAAAUUGUUUGGAGGUUGUAUUCAAAGUAUGUCGAUGCGGAUUUCAUAAGAAAGAAUUACCUUGUCAAAAAGAAUAUCUUUGUGAUACUAAAUGCAAAAAUAUUAAAGAUUGUCAGAAACAUUCCUGUAAUAGAAAGUGUUGUGAUGGGAAUUGCCCUCCGUGCGAGAAACCAUGUGGACGUGGAUUACGUUGUGGUUAUCAUAAAUGCACAUCAACAUGUCAUCAAGGACCUUGUUAUCCUUGUAGAUUAACUGUUAAAAUAAAAUGCCGCUGUGGUCGUACAACAAUAGAGGUCCCAUGUGGUAGACAGAGAAAAACUAAACCACCACGAUGUAGCUAUCUUUGCAAGAAUCGCCCUGAUUGUCAUCAUAAACAACGAGUUCCACAUGCAUGCCAUUUUGGUGAUUGUCCACCAUGUAAACAAAUUUGUGGUAAGCCGCAUGAAAAUUGUGAUCAUACAUGUCCAGCAUUAUGUCACUCUGCUGUGUUGGUCCAUAUUAACGAAGAUGGUGAAAAAAUAUCAACACCAUGGGAUAAAAAGAACAUGCAAAUUGCUCGAACAAGUUUACCGUGUCCAGAUUGUACCGUGCCUGUUCAAGUGACUUGUCUUGGUGAACACGAAAGUAUACACUUACCUUGUUAUCGAGCAAAAUCAACAACUUGUGGGCGACAAUGUGGACGAUUACUAGCUUGUGGAAAUCAUACAUGUACUUUCAAAUGUCAUGUAGUCGCAGGAAGUGAUGACAAUGUCCGGGCUGGCAGUAAUUGUGAGAAAUGUGAAUUAGGUUGUUUGAAAAAAAGACCAGAAGGAUGUAUACAUCCUUGCCCUAAACCAUGCCAUGCUGAUGAUUGUGCACCAUGUAAACAAAUGCUUCGUCCAAAAUGUCAUUGUGGAUUAACACAAGUUUAUGUUCGUUGUUACGAUUUACUCGAUCCUGAAAAGGUGGAUAUUUUGAAAAGUUGUGGAAAUCGUUGUCCUAAAAAUUAUAAAUGCGGUCAUCGUUGUAAAGCUAAUUGUCAUGCGGGUGAAUGUCCUGAUGAAGAAAAAUGUAACAAAAAAGUUAAAAUAACAUGUGAAUGUAAAGGAAUAAAACGAGAAUUUCAUUGCGAAUCUGUACGAAAAGGGGAAGCAAAAAUUGAUUGUAAUGCAGAAUGUAGGAAAAAAUUAGAAGAAUCCAAAAAAUUAUUAGAGCUGCAAGAAAAACAACGAAAAGAAGAAGAAGAACGUAAAAAUCAAAAAGAACUAGAGGAAUAUCAAAAGAAGUUUCAAUCUAAAAAGAAAUACAAAGAACGUAAACAAUUUACUAAAGCUGAAGAAGUUUCAUUUUUGCGAAAAUAUUGGUGGAUUUUUCUGGCUCUUACAGUGUUUUUUGGAAUAUUUCUAGUCUUAUAUAAAUAUUUAUAAAAUGUAUAAUAUUUUGUAUCGUAAUUAUUUAAUAAUAAAUUAUUAU
Molecule: messenger RNA, 2719 nt
Organism: Chrysoperla carnea
Lineage: Eukaryota; Metazoa; Arthropoda; Insecta; Neuroptera; Chrysopidae
Product: NF-X1-type zinc finger protein NFXL1
Exons: 10
Coding region: 175-2673 (832 amino acids)
Biological process (GO): regulation of DNA-templated transcription
Cellular component (GO): nucleus
Molecular function (GO): DNA-binding transcription factor activity, RNA polymerase II-specific; zinc ion binding; RNA polymerase II transcription regulatory region sequence-specific DNA binding
Source: RefSeq, a predicted model, not a curated record